This is a messenger RNA of Menidia menidia (Atlantic silverside), 3696 nucleotides long. The record is from the annotation of a GenBank genome assembly. Lineage: Eukaryota; Metazoa; Chordata; Actinopteri; Atheriniformes; Atherinopsidae.
UUUACCCUUUUAUCCCUUACCUUUACCUUUUUUUUUUUCCUGACUCCUUCCUUAUCAUGUAUGCGAGAGAGAGCUUGAAGGAGGGAGAAUAAAGGUGGGGGGGUUACCUGGACUCUGAAUGGCCCCACCUCUCCUCUUGAGGCCGUUGAGAACGAGUAAACACCGAACCACCUCAGCACUCUCUGCUGCAGCCUGUCAACACCAAGCGUGAGUGAAUGGAUAGAGACAGAGAACUCUAGACAAGUGUGAAACAACGGCCGAAAGCGAAACACUGACUGACUGCCUCUUCUGGGUUCGCUCCUCAACAUCUGGGAUACCGGCCCCAGAUCUGAUUGGAUGGUUUUGUCAGAAUGACAGCCGAAGAUCCUGCUUUAUCCUCGACCAUGAGCAAUAACGCUGCCCCUUCCAAGCCCUCCAAAUCCUCCGCCGCCUCCCACCAUUCCUUCCACGGACAAAUCAGCAUCCCAGAAGGCGUUGCGGGAGCUCCCAACGAGGCCGCGCUGGUGGCCUUGAUGGAGCGUACUGGCUACACUAUGGUCCAGGAAAAUGGUCAACGGAAAUACGGCCCCCCUCCCGGCUGGAGUAGCCCAUCUCCCCCUCGGGGGUGUGAAAUCUUCGUCGGCAAGAUCCCACGAGACGUUUAUGAGGACGAGCUGGUUCCCGUGUUUGAGUCUGUGGGACGCAUCUAUGAGAUGCGCCUGAUGAUGGACUUUGACGGGAAAAACCGGGGGUACGCAUUCGUGAUGUACACAGAGAAGCACGAGGCCAAGAGGGCCGUGAGGGAGCUGAAUAACUUUGAAGUGCGGCCCGGGCGUUUGCUGGGGGUCUGCUCCUCGGUGGACAACUGCCGCCUGUUCAUCGGCGGCAUUCCCAAGACCAAGAAGCGCGAGGAGAUCAUGGAGGAGGUUUCCAAGGUGACGGAGGGCGUGCUGGACGUGAUAGUUUAUGCCAGCGCUGCGGACAAGAUGAAGAACCGUGGCUUUGCCUUUGUAGAGUAUGAGUCACACCGCGCAGCCGCCAUGGCUCGUAGGAAGUUGAUGCCGGGCCGCAUUCAGCUGUGGGGCCACCAGAUCGCCGUAGACUGGGCCGAGCCAGAAAUAGACGUAGAUGAAGACGUGAUGGAGACGGUGAAGAUUCUCUACGUUAGGAAUCUAAUGAUGGAGACCAGUGAGGAGACAAUCAGACAGGUUUUCAGCCAGUGGAACCCAGGAUGUGUGGAGCGUGUGAAGAAAAUCCGCGACUACGCUUUUGUCCACUUCACAUCUCGAGAUGAUGCGGUGCAGGCAAAGGACCACCUCAAUGGCACAGAGAUCGAAGGGUCAUGCAUUGAGGUGACCCUUGCUAAGCCGGUAGAUAAAGAGCAGUACUCCCGCCAGAAGGCCUCCAAGGGGGCAGUGCCUGCCGCUCCGGAAGCUACUCAGCAGAGCUACGUAUACCAGUGUGACCCCUACACUUUGGCCUACUAUGGUUAUCCCUACAACACCCUCAUUGGACCCAACAGGGACUACUUUGUGAAAGGAUCCCCAAUGAUACAGAACAAUGCAGGUACUGUGCGGGGUCGUGGCCGUGCUGCUGCAGGUAAUCGUACCCCCGGGCCGCGUGGGUCAUACCUCGGAGGUUACUCCGCCGGUCGUGGCAUCUACAGCCGCUACCACGAGGGCAAGACCAAGCAGUCCGAAAAGCCCUAUGAGCUGAUGCCCAGUCUGGAGCUUGCUGCCUCUGUCAACCCAGUUGGCAUCAAACCCGGCACAAUGGCACUGCCCGCCCUGGGUGCCCAGUACCCGGUGUUUAGCACCGCUCCUGCCGCCAAGCUAAUGGAGGAGGGGAAGGUGCACACGGUGGAGCAUCUCAUCAACCCCCUGGCCAUGCAGCACCCUGAACACACCACCGCCAGCGCUGCUGCCUCAGUUCUACCCGCAGUAUCAACGCCUCCGCCCUUCCAGGGGCGCCCGAUCACUCCAGUCUACGCCAUGGCCCACAACGUGCAGCGCAUCCCGGGGGCCGGCGGCCUGUAUGGGGCCGGCUACGUCCCCAUCGCGAACUACGCGGCCAACACGGCCGCUCUGGCCGCCCUGCAGAAGAACGCGGCGGUGGCGGCCGCCGCGUACGGCGGCUACGCCGGCUACGCCGUGCCGCAGGCCUUUCCCGCCGCCGCCUUCCAGCUGCCCAUCCACGACGUCUACCAGACCUACUGACUCCGAGGGGGUCCACCAAGUUGUCCCAACCCGUGCCUGAACGACCCGUCGGCGGGCGUCUGUCCUCUGACACAGAACCAUCUCUUGAAUUCAGAUAUCUCGCAGAGUUUGUAGAAAAAUAUUGAGAGCACAGACAUUCACAAAAUGACUACCUGACAUCCUUUGUCCGUCGCUGUCGUCCUCAAUAUAUCCUGGACCCGUUUAGGCGAGCUGCUUAAGUUGUUUGUCAAUUUUCUUUUUUUUAUCAUUAUUAUUAUUUCUGAAUAUUGUAUCAAACGUAGACUACACACUCCUCCUUCCCAAAAAUAACCCCAACUAUUAAUAACACAAAGACUUCUCCCUUUCUCUCUGUAUCCCGCCACUUUGUUUCUAUGGCAACGGGAAUACUGAAGGUACAUUCGAGUAUUUAUGAAGGCAAGAUGCAUAUUUAAACUUUGUUAUUCUUGGAUCUCUAUUUGUAUUAUAAAGUAAAUAGUCUCUGAAAGAGGCCUUUACGUUCAGUAAUGAGUAGACACAAAAGAGAAGGAAGUACCAGUUUAACAGGAACUACUGAUAAAAGAGCAUACCAUGGUCUUUGGAUACUAAUAAUUUCUAGUUUUUAACUUGCAUUGAGUGAUAGUGUUGUAGGCAGGUCUACAUGCCGUAGGUGAUGCUUUCCGUCCAUGCCGGUUGAAUGUUUUUUGCUUUGAACAUGCCCGUUUGGUACGUUUUGGUUCAUUUAGUCGUAUUCUGUGCUGGUUUAUUUUCAAAUGAAGGUUUUAGGUGUACUGUGCUUGUUUGUUUGCCUGGAAUUAGCUCCAACAUGGUAUUGUCUGUGGUUCAGUCUUCUGAACUCUUUUGUUUGGUCGAUAGCUUAUUCAGACAAAAUCCUUGGGGGACAAAGACGAAAAAGAAAAACUGGAAAGACGUAAUGUGCAUGGAGAUAAUCCCCAUGGUUAGAGACUGUGCUGAUUGGGGAUUGAGACUGAAUAGAUGUUAUUUUCCCCCUUGCUAAUAUACGUGUUAUUGUUUUUGUUUAGUUCUUUUUCUCUUAAAUGGUGAACAAAUAUCUGCAGAAAUGAGACAUUUCUCUGUAAAAACUGGGAUGACAGCUCUCACAUUUGCCAAAAAAAAAAGAAAGCCAACCAAAAACACACAACACACUCCAGUAUAAAGACUUUGGAAAGACUCCUUGUUCCUGACUAAAGUGCCUUACCUCUCCACAUGGUAUGUGCAAGCCCAUGCUUUUUUGCCGUGCCUUUCAUAACCACGCUCGCCCAUGUGGUUGACACCAAAGGAACAGACUCAAAGCGUAGCACUGAGUCCUUUCCAUUUUUGUAUUUCCAAUAAACUCUCAAACUGGUAUUACUGCACUGUGGUGGGUGCCAGCUUCUGCAGUGAGAUGUGACACGGCUACCCUCACCUGGUUGUGUCUCCUCUCCGAGCCCUCUUGUGGCAACACUCCUCCUGCCCGUCCUUUUUGUUCGUGUGUGUGUGUUUUAAAAAAAAAAAAAAAAAAAAA